CUACCUUUUAAAUUUUGACAGUCUUUUAUUAAAUGCGACUUUUAUAGUGAAGUUAAUUAUUUAAAAAUUAAACUAUUUGGUUAAUCAUUGUACGGUACAUGUAGAAUUACUAAUAUUUAAUUUGUUUUUUUGAUAUACUCUAAUGAUUUCAAAAAAGAACAUCUUCUCUAUGAUGUACUGCCAGUCAUUAAUUUUAACUAAUAAAAACUAUAGUUUACAAACCUUAAAUUUAAAUAAAAGUUACUCAACAUUUCACAAAUGGAUAUUAGAUUUUUUCAAAAACCAUCCGAAAUAUAACGAGUUUGUAUUAAAAAAACCUACACUUGAAGUCAAUAUGUCAGAUUACAAAUAUGUUCAAUUAAAAACAAUUCCUACUGACGAAUUACUCAAUAAAUUUUCAUUUGGAUGUUCAAAGCCUUUUCACUAUAAAAUUGAUCAAGAACUGUUAAAUCGAAUAAAUGAUAUGUCAAUUAAUCAAAUACUUGUUUUAAUGGACACUUGUUUAUCUGAAAAAAACAAACUGUCUACAAAAUCUGUGUCAUUUAAAAAAUGUCUUGAUUUAAUGGAUGAGUUAUGGUUUCGGAGACCUGAUUUAACUGCAUCUCAAACGAUACAAUUAUUAUAUUAUGUUAGCAUAUAUAAAAAAAAAGCAAAGCCUACUGUUGAAUUUGGAUUACAGAAAUUAAUGAAUGAAAUCAACUACUUAAAACAAUCAAGUGAUGAAGAAUUAAGUGUUUUAGCCCUGACAACAUUUAAAAGUAAUGCCAAAGUUUAUGAUAAAAUGUUGAGAAUAUUUGCUUACAGGUUAGAAAAAAACUUAUCAAAGCUCAUUCAAAACCCUAUGCAUUUUGUGUCCCUUAUUAAACCAUUAAAGAAAGCCAAAUAUCACGAUCAAAUAUUAUUAACCAAAUUGACAACUACUUUUAGUAAUAAUAUUAAUAAAGCCUCGCACGGUGUAAUUAGUAGCGUUCAUCUUCUUACAUAUUUAGCAGAUGCAAAUUAUGGUGAUGUGAUAUUUUUGCAACAAUUGAUUGAUUCUAUUGGGAAUUGUAUGGUAAUUAAUUUAAUUAAACAAUAUUAUUUUAUGUCAUGUUUUUUUGAAAACAGUUUUUUGCCUCCAGAUUAAAGAUAACUUAAAAAAUUAUCGAAUUAAAGAUGUAUCCAACUAUCUUUUCUCGGUCAGUUAUUUGGGUUUAACUCCAAAGGAUCCUAAUGUGGGUAAAAUAAUUAAUGACUUCAUGAACCAAUUAUUCUACACUAAAGAAAAAUGUCAAUCGCAGUCUAAAUUAUUAAUUGGCAUGUGUUUAUCCAUGUGGAUGUUAGAUUAUAAACCAAUACAAUUAAUGAAAUUUAUGUUUUCUGAAAUAUCUAUUGCAGCAUUAAGAAGUAAAUAUUAAAUAAUAUCUUAUUAUAUAAAUGUAUGAUUUAAUUAAUUAAUUUUUUUUCUUUUAUGUAUACAGUGCCCAAUGCUCAUAAGCUACAUAAUAGGCUUGAUCUUCUGUUAACAUGUGCUUCUAUAGAACAACCAAAUUUAAUAAUACAAUAUCAAUUGGUUAAAAAUGCAUUAAAUGUAAUGCCCGAAUCUUUUAAGCAUUUAGGUGAACGUCCAUUUUUGGUAAAAGUUUUUCAGACACUUAAAAAACUGAAUUUGUCAAAAGUAGAAUAUAAUUUCAGUAUACCAUAUUUGAAAAUAUUAGGAAUACAAAUUAUAAAUAACACUGGGUAAAUAUUUUAUCAUAAGAUAAAUUGGGUAUGAUAUUUUUAUUUUGAUUUUCAUUAAUACGUUUUAAAAAUAUAGUAAUUGUAUCUACUAUUAAAAUGUAUUAUCAUCAAUUAAUUUGUAAUGUUAUCUAUACUAAAUAAGAGUACAUUAAGUAGCGGACAAAAACACAUCCGUUUCCUCACAAGUUCAUGCAAUUAUCCACAUCCUAAUAAUUGACACUGUUACCUCUACUCAUCUCUCUAUCAUUUAGCACCAUAGUAAAGGUAGUUUUGCAAUGUGCUAAAUUAAAUAUAUUGAAUUACUAACCUACUAAUAUGUUUUCGUUUUUUUUGCAAUUUUAUAUAUUUAUUUUAAACUAUUAAACAUAUAUAAAAUUUGUAGAUAAUUAUUUUAAUUGAAUUGUGCCAAUAGUUUUCAAAUGAAGAAAAUAAUUAAGUAGUAAACAAUAACUAUUAUUAAUUAAAAUUAUAUUCUUGUAUAAAUAAUACCAUUUAUUUACAAUUUAAGUUAAAUAAUAUCUAGUGUCCUAUUUUGUGUAAAUGAUUUUUAAGAUAUUAUUAAGAUAUAAAAAAAAGUAUAAAUAAAUUUGGUUUAUAAACUAAAUUUUAUAUAAAAGGUAAUUUAACAUAAAUUUAAUGAAAAUAUUAAAUGAAACAAUUGCUUAUUAUUUUCUAUUAAUUCACAAUUAUAAUAUAGACAAUAUAGACAAUAUAAUAUAAAUAUCUAGAUAUAUUUAACAAAAUAUGUACAUUUUUUUUUUCAGCGAAGUCAUAUAUAUAGAAGUUUUGGACAAUAGUACAUGUCUUUAUAAUACAGAAAUUCCAAAUGGUAUGAUGAAACUAAAAUAUCGCCUUGAAUCAAAGUUAAACUAUAAUGUUAUUACUGUAAGAAAUGUGUUUUUCAUUUAAUUAAUUUAUAAUAUGCAUUUUAAAUAAUAUGUUUUAUAUAGAUCAAAGAAAGUUCCUUGAAUAAUUCAACAUCAUUAGAAAGUCACUUAAAGGUGUUAUUGUCUUAAUAUAUAUGUAUUAAAAAUUAUACAAUAUACAGAAUAAACAGAACACCUGAAAUAACUUUUGAUCUAUUCAUAUUUUUAAGAUUUUUUUUCUUGUAAUAAUUACCAAAACCUUGCACAAUUAUUCCUGUAUUUUAUAAAUUUCUUUAUACAAUAACAAAUUGUGUUUCAAAAAUCCAAGAUAUAAAUAAUAAGAUAAUAAAGUAAAAAUAAAUUAUUAAAUGGUUAAUACUUAUAAAUAAAUAAAUGCGUCGCCUGGAGUAUUAUGAUAUAUGCAGAUAGGCGAAGAAUUGCUAACUAACUGUUUUUAAGGAAGCUUACCAAGGGAAUGAACUGUCUUACGUUACUUAGCUAGAUUCAUUUUAGAACACCUUACCUCUGGUCGUGAUCACCAUAUUCUUUCGCCAUUAAACACUGCACCACUAACUACUUGCCUAACCAACUGAUGUUUAGGAUGAUGUGCGUUGCCAAAAAGAACCUGUCAUUUCUGUUUAAUUAGUAUUGUAAUCAUGUAAUACUGUUAAUCCUCUUAUGUAAUUAUGUAUCUAUCUGUAAGUUAGCAUGUGAGUUUUUCUGUACUUGGGACACAGCCAGUCAAAAUGUCGCGUUUUACUUUUUAACUUUGUGAUUUUACAUAACAAUGAAUUUUUAAUUUGAAACUGGUCGUACAAUACAUAUAUCAUAAUACUGCAGGUGACACAUUAUUUUGUUUAUUUAUUUGUACAUUAAUAAUUAAAUAUUUAGAAAUAAAAUUUUGAAGGUUAC
Cinara cedri is the source of this 3500-nucleotide messenger RNA. NCBI's taxonomy places the organism in Eukaryota, Metazoa, Arthropoda, Insecta, Hemiptera, Aphididae. The record is from the annotation of a GenBank genome assembly.